Myotis daubentonii (Daubenton's bat) is the source of this 3164-nucleotide messenger RNA. It is a transcript of the gene BMPER, whose product is annotated as BMP binding endothelial regulator. Gene Ontology annotation, cellular component: extracellular region. Gene Ontology annotation, molecular function: protein binding. The record is from RefSeq and is a predicted model, not a curated record. NCBI's taxonomy places the organism in Eukaryota, Metazoa, Chordata, Mammalia, Chiroptera, Vespertilionidae.
GUGGCGCGGCAUCCCCGUUAGGGGAGGGUUCCCUGGGUAAAGGGAGGAGGCACCGAGUGCGUGGGGCGGCGGAGACACGCCUGCCCCGCUCACAUCUGCACUCCGCGGCCGGUGGCCUCCCUCGAGGGACACGGGAGCCAGGGCGCCCUGCGGGGACGGGUCGGGCGCGGGGCUCCGGCGCCCGGGCGCCCCCAGCGGGUUCCCGGAGGCUCCCGGUGCGCCCAGGCUUCGGCGCGGGAGCGAGCGUGCGCGCCGGCGGGCGGAGAGCCGGCGAGGCGGCCGGAGGUGGGAGGCUGGAGCGGAGGACGCGGCGGCGGCGGCGGCAGCGGCAGCGGCAGCGCCCGGGGCAGUGGCUGCAGCCCUGGCGGCGCGGAGCGCGGUGCGCAGCGGGCAGCGCUGCCAGCCCCGUCCGCCUAUCUCCGGCCGCUCCGACACCCCCUCCUCCGGCCCCCUAUCUGGCGAGGAGGCCGACGACUAAGCUUCGGGAGCAACUCCCUAAAAAAAGCCGCAUUGGAGGAGCCUGGCCGCAGGACCCCUCCUCCCGGGUGCCCCCCACCCCACCCCUCGCCUCCCUCUCCCGCCUCCCCGCCCCCCCCCCCCGUCCCCCCUGCCUCUCCGCCCUCCCCGCCCCCCCCCCCCGCCCCUCUGCUCCCGGGCGCCCGCCUCCCUCCUUCUCGGACUGUCUCCCGACUCGCCCGCUGAGAGCCCUUUCUGAUCGCGAGCGGUGGUGGCGGAGCCGAGGCGGCGGCACGGGACCUGCAGUCGCCGGGAUUCCCUCCAGGUGACGAUGCUCUGGUUCUCCGCCGUCAGGGCUCUGGCUGAGCGUCCCCGCCGGCGCUCGCCCGGGAUUACCUGCUGCGUCUUGCUGCUGCUCAAUUGCUCGGGGGUCCCCAUGUCUCUGGCUUCCUCCUUCUUGACAGGUUCUGUUGCAAAAUGUGAAAAUGAAGGUGAAGUCCUGCAGAUCCCGUUUAUCACGGACAACCCCUGUAUAAUGUGCGUCUGCUUGAACAAGGAAGUGACCUGCAAGCGGGAGAAGUGCCCGGUGCUGUCCCGGGACUGCGCCCUCGCCGUCAAGCAGAGGGGAGCCUGCUGCGAGCGCUGCAAAGGUUGCACCUAUGAAGGAAACACCUAUAACAGCUCCUUCAAGUGGCAGAGUCCUGCGGAGCCCUGUGUCCUGCGCCAGUGCCAGGAAGGCGUGGUCACCGAGUCUGAGGUGCGGUGCGUCGUGCACUGUAGAAAUCCCUCCAAGGAUCUGGGACUGUGCUGCCCCACGUGUCCAGGCUGUGUGUUUGAGGGUGUGCAGUACCAAGAAGGAGAGGACUUUCAGCCCGAAGGAGACAAGUGCACCAAGUGUUCCUGCGUUGGUGGCAGGACACAGUGCGUGCGCGAGGUCUGUCCCAUUCUCUCCUGUCCUCAACACCUUAGCCACGUUCCCCCGGGACAGUGCUGCCCCAAAUGUUUGGGCCAGAGGAAAGUGUUUGACCUCCCGUUUGGAAGCUGCCUCUUCCGCAGUGAUGUGUAUGACAACGGAUCCUCGUUUCUGUACGACGACUGCACGGCGUGCACCUGCCGGGACUCCACUGUGGUGUGUAAGAAGAAGUGCUCCCGGGCCGGUGGCUGCGACAAGGGCGAGGAGGCCUGCUGUGAGGAGUGCCUCCUGCACGUGCCCCCGGAAGACACCAAAGUGUGCAAGUUUGGCAACAAGGUUUUUCGGGACGGAGAGAUGUGGUCCUCCGUGAACUGCACCAUCUGUGCGUGUGUGAAAGGCAAGGCCGAGUGUCGCAAGAAGCAGUGCGCCCCCAUCAGCAGCUGCCCGCAGGGUAAAAUUCUCAACCGAAAAGGAUGCUGCCCUAUUUGCACUGAAAAGCCCGGCGUUUGCACGGUAUUCGGAGAUCCCCACUACAACACUUUUGACGGACGGACAUUUAACUUUCAGGGGACGUGUCAGUACGUUUUGACGAAAGACUGCUCCUCCCCUGCCUCGCCCUUCCAGGUGCUGGUGAAGAACGAUGCCCGCAGGACCCGCUCCUUCUCGUGGACCAAGUCGGUGGACCUGGUGCUGGGCGCGGGCACCGUGAGCCUCCAGCAGCACCUGACCGUGCGCUGGAACGGCUCGCGCAUCGCGCUGCCCUGGCGGGCGCCGCACUUCCACAUCGACCUGGACGGCUACCUCCUGAAAGUGACGACCAAAGCAGGUUUGGAAAUAUCCUGGGAUGGAGACAGUUUUGUAGAAGUCAUGGCUGCCCCUCAUCUCAAGGGCAAACUUUGUGGUCUCUGUGGCAACUACAAUGGACAUAAGCGUGAUGACUUAAUUGGUGGAGAUGGAAACUUCAAGUUUGAUGUGGAUGACUUUGCUGAGUCCUGGAGGGUGGAGUCCAAUGAGUUCUGCAACAGACCCCGCAGAAAGCCAGUGCCUGAACUGUGUCAAGGGACCGUGAAGGUAAAGCUCCGAGCCCAUCGAGAAUGCCAGAAACUCAAGUCCUGGGAGUUUCAGACCUGCCACUCAACAGUGGACUAUGCUACUUUCUACCGAUUUCCUGACUGGCAUGGUACAUACAAUGGUAAAGAGCCUUCAGCUCAGGAAGCAGUUACUGAGUUCCCACUAAAUGUGGUCGCUGCUUAGACUCUGGGGACGAAGACGGACUAGGUGUGAUUUCUGCCUGAAGGUUAAGACUUCCUCCAUACCAGACGUCUGCUGCCAACCUAGUUUUAGAAGUUCAUUUUCUUCAAGCUAAUCGAUCUUGAGUGUGUCAGCAUUUGGAAGGGUUCUUUCAAAAUUGACUUUCUUGAGUUUAAUCAGUAUCAGUGGGUUGGUUCCACUUGCUCUAGUUAUUUCUUUUUUUCAUCCUUGCAACAUGAACGAGCCGCUUUUUCUCCUGGUUUUUAAUGUUCUGUAGAAUCUUGCUGACAGUCACUAUACAGUGAGAGGGGAAAUGCCAUCCAAGGAAAACCCUGUGCUGCUCCAAAGCCUUUCAAAUGAAAUCAUGCUUCUGAUGAGCUUUGGAAGCAGUGAUCCGAUUUUGACCCGUGUCUCAAGGUUUCCGCUGGCUCUCCUGUGCCCUGGACUUUGCUGGCUGAUAGCCAUUGGCUUUGCUCUGUAGUUUGCAUUUUUAUCAUCUUUGUUUUUUUUCAUGAGCCAAGAACACCUGACUUUAUAAGCACCA